CGUGUGAUAAAGCAACCAAAAAGUCUUUCGGUAACUGUGAAACCUCACGGAACUCACUGUACGACCUACCCACCCACGAUCAUGUAUCACGAGGUUCCGAGAAAGAUUUUGGGGAAUGUGCAAGGCUAGAUGUUGAAUGGAAACAAUCAGUAAAUGAUCAAGGACAAGCUUUGUUGUUUGUGGGCUAAGGUCAGAUGAAAGGAAUAGAGACACACCUGAUGUGGAUAAAAGAGUGAAGGAUCCUGUACGUAGCUUCUCCUCUCAAGAACAAGAAAUAGAAUCAGGUCUCUCUAUCUAAUACUAGAAAAUUAUAGCGCACUACCAUCCGAGAGUUGAGUAUAAAAUUGACUCUAUACACAUGCAUCGAUGCUGUUGAGAGACCGCAUCACAAUCCAUGUUUGCAAUGUACUUCUUGCUGUAUGUGUUUGGCAGAUUUGAGUGAAAUCUGCUUUUCCAGACCUCUGCAAACCGGCUUUUUCCGCCUCCGGUGUGACGCAUGCCGUAUAAUCAACGAAUGGUGGGUCUGUCAGUGGCUUAACAUCUACAGUCACCUCAAUAGACCUAUGAUUCACACAGUCGAAAUAACAUAUAAUUGAUUGGUCGCGUGCACUUACUUGAUGUCUGGUCACAUAAACUACAUUUAUCUUGACCCGUCAUCUGCUGCUUUACUCCAAUAGCAGAGUGAACUCAUAAUAUUACCUCACAACUGGGGAAAGUAUCUCGACUUCACCUUUACACCGAGUCAUAUCCCGCAGCUCAUCCAAGGUAAAAGAAACACAAGAAAUUUGGAGGUGAGAUAGUUAAGGGCUGGAUUAGCUGUUACACCAAGGUCCGUGCUUUGGAGAUUUAAGAGGCAGCUCACCAGAAUUGCGACUGACUCCCCACUUCAAUCAUGGACAACCCAUUUUGUAACGGUCCUAGUAUGUCCCCAAAUUCAACGGACUUCCGCACUUCAAUCAUGGACAACCCAUUUGGUAACGGUCCUAGUAUGUCCCCAAAUUCAACGGACUUCCCCACCGGGGAGAUGCUUCACGAUCCUCGGGAGGCUUUGGAGAGCGGUAUCAAAAGCUUAUAUCUCCCCGAGAAAUAUUCAGAUUUCACGAUCGUGUGCGGGGACGAUGUCUUUCCAGUUCAUAAAGCCAUCAUCUGCCCUCGCAGCGACUACUUUGCUGCAGCCGUCAAAUUCGGAAAGGAGGCUAGCGAAAACAAGAUCGUCCUCUCCGAAGACGAGCCAGCAAUCGUCAAAUUGAUGAUUCAGUACUUCUACAAGUUGAAUUACAAGCUCGAUGAGCCUGCGCAUGUUCCAGCCGACCCUCUGCCUUGGGCUCCUGCUGCCUAUCUCUACGUGGUUCCUGUAUUUGGUUACUUGGGCAAUUCUACUCGGGACGAAGAUAAAAUUCUGCGACCAAAGAUCAUCGAAAUGCUCAUUUCAAUCAGCACUGCCGGCAUGUCCAGAGCUCUAGACUUUGCGCAAAAUCUUCCCUGGAAGGAACGAGUGAGUGUGAUACACCCAUGAUAUGCUACUACUGGCUAAUGAGUUAGGACUUUGAUAAUUGGGGACCUGUGUAUGAGUUUGCAGCUUUUCCCGGUACGAUUGAGGAGUUCUAUUGCUUUCUCGAAAGCAUCAAGACCGAAGAGGAAAAGGGGAAGGCAGACUCUUGUAUGUUGUUCUCCACAUAUAAACUUACCAAGAUAAUUUUUCAGUUCUAACCAUGUAUCUUUAGGGCAAGCCGUAGUCUCCCUCGAUGAUCCCGUCAUCCACGCC
Messenger RNA from Periconia digitata, 1765 nucleotides. NCBI's taxonomy places the organism in Eukaryota, Fungi, Ascomycota, Dothideomycetes, Pleosporales, Periconiaceae. The record is from the annotation of a GenBank genome assembly.